Branchiostoma belcheri (Belcher's lancelet) is the source of this 2044-nucleotide messenger RNA. RefSeq names its product kin of IRRE-like protein 3. Bases 341 to 2044 code for a protein of 567 amino acids. Gene Ontology annotation, molecular function: cell adhesion molecule binding. The transcript has 11 exons. Gene Ontology annotation, biological process: cell-cell adhesion. The record is from RefSeq and is a predicted model, not a curated record. Lineage: Eukaryota; Metazoa; Chordata; Leptocardii; Amphioxiformes; Branchiostomatidae. Gene Ontology annotation, cellular component: cell-cell junction.
UCGUAUACGGCAACGGUUGAUGUCCCCAUACAUAAACAUUUUCGACUUAACUCGGCUAUUUCGGUGAGAACAGCAUGCAAUAUCAGGACAUUAUCUUCACGGAUGGAUGCUCGAUGCAACAUGAGGCAAUCUACGUAGAAGCAUCGGUGAAACCAUCGAAGGUACGGAUUUGACUGUGCGGUGAUCUCUUUGCAGACUGCGACACGGUGGGCAGCUCAUCCGCCUGAGAACCCCUUAGAUUUGCCGUAGCAAAACGGACCGGCGACUGUACCAGUUGUCCCCACCGCAUUUGACUCAGGCCUGGACGGUGUGGCGGAGAGUGGGGAAGUAGUAUCUCGACAUGGUGACUAUCAGCCAGAGAAAGACAAGGCUGUGGCAAUGUGUGGUUGUCUCGAUUUUCGUCCAGCACUUCGUUCUCCCAAACGAAGUUGACGCGGCGUCCUACAGGACUGCUCCCCAGCCCACGGCAGCGCUGCUGGGUCAUACCGUGAAGCUCAGAUGUUCCUUUGACCACCUGGAGAUAGAAGACGUGGUAAAUUGGUUUGGCCCGCCGGACUUCCAGCACAUUUCAAAAGGACGGAAUGUGCACAAGCGCUACACAAGAUACUCAGUCGUUGAUUCUAACGCGGAUUUUGGAGAAUUUAACCUGGAGAUUCGGAAUGUGCAGCUGGAGGAUGACGGAGUUUACCGAUGUAGUACCUUCUCCGCUGGAGAGGCCGUGGAUGCAAAAUUGACAGUCAUAGUACCCCCUACUGAACCGCCAGAAAUAGUCGCCAGCCGUAGAUCUGUAGCGGCAGGGCAAUCACUGCAUAUCAGCUGCCGCUCCAGAGGUGGUCUACCGCCGCCCAAACUCACCUGGAAUAACGGAACAGUUCCCGUAGACGACACAUUCGUACAGAGCAGGGAAUUGGAGAACGGAGAGGUCAUAUUUGACCUGACGAUACCAACUGUAGUAAAGUGGGAUAAUGGAGUAAACAUGUCCUGUAAAGCAGACCAAGGUUUUCCGGACUUGGUGGAACCACGCGUGACUUCAUUCAUAUUAGACGUUCAAUAUUCACCCACAGUUUAUCCUAUCAAAAACCUGUGGAGUGUGAAGGAGGGGACUUUUACCAACCUUAGCUGCUUUGUGGAUAGUAAUCCCUGGACAGCCGUCAGAUGGAAGAAACUGGAUGGUCCGUUGCCGAUUAAAGGAAAAGAAAGCAACUGGUCGUUUCUACUGACGAAAGUGUCCCGAAGUGACACCGGGAUUUACCAAUGCCGAGCUGACAACGGCAUCAGACCUGCCGACUCAGCCACGCUUUCGCUGGAUGUUUUGUAUCCUCCGACCAUCCAGAAGACGUUUGACGACAAAGUGAAUGUGCUGUUUGGCAAGUCAGACUUUUCUCUUGAGUGUAAAGCAGAAGGGAACCCCAAGCCCAACAUUAGAUGGCGGAGGACAAACACGAACUUGUAUUUCAACAACCCGUUAAGUUUUUCCAGAUCCGAUUACCAGACAGAAGGGGAGUACGAAUGUGUAGCAGAAAGUGCCGGUUUUCCUGCAACUGUAAAGCGAACCGUCGUUGAUGUUAUUGGUAGACCCGCCAUUCUAGGAGGUCCAGAUACUCUACGAACAUCGCAGGGGAGUUCUCUUACUAUUCUGUGCGAGGUAAACGCCGAUCCUCUUCCAGAGAGCAUCACGUGGUCAUGGAGAAGCAGUAACGGUCAAGAAGUUGUUCUCAGCGGGAAUACUUUCAGUGGCAUGGACUUGACCCGCCGGACCACAGAUAUGGGUGCGGAGAGUAUACUUGUCAUAGACCCGGUCAGUACAAGCAACACCGGGGAGUACACAUGUACGGCGCAGAACAUGUUUGGAACGGAUAGUCGUGGCUUUACAAUACUGGUGGAAGGGGACGUACAUGUACCGAAUGACAACAAACAUCCACCUCUUCCGAAACAAACGACGGUAAUAAUGGAGCUGGAAGAUUUUGGCGGCAACGUUAAGCCUCAGAGACCUCAUUGGGUGGAGAAGGACCCCUACGCCAUCGAAAUAUCUUACCAUCUUUAA